AUGAAUCCCAAUCAGCCAAAUACUGGAGCUCCUGGUGUCCCAGGAAAGAAAAAGCAGAAAAAAGGUGUUCAACAAGAUAGCUCAAAUACUAAAGCUGGACAAAGUCAAGAACCAUCAAGUUCAGGAUCAAAAGACUUUCCGCAAAUAUCUCAAAGUAAGCCGAAUAAAAAACAGCAGACACCACAAAAACAAAAUAAACCAAAGGAUGCAAAUCAAAAACAAAUCCAGAAACAGAAUCAAUCUGCAGAGCCUAAACAGAAUCAACCUGCUGGGACAAAACCAAAUCAAAAACAAUCUGAAGGCAAUAAUCCAUCCGCUGUUCCAAAAACAUCUUCAACUCAAGGCGGUCAGCAAAUUGAACAACAAAUUGUAAUCUUAAAGAAUAAUUUACAUAUUCCUAAAAGAAGAAACCCCAAGACUGGUGGUUCUUUGGGGCGUGCAACUGAGAUUGAAGUGAAUCAUCUUCCUCUUAACCUUGAUCAAUUGUUCAAAAAAGUUGUCUACCAUGUAGAUGUACAAUUCACACCAGAACUACCAAAAAGACUACUUAGAAAUGCUUUGGAAGAAUUUAACAACAGACAUUACCCGAAGGUUAAUUUUGCAUUUGAUGGGCGAAGAAAUAUGUAUACUAUAAAAGAGAUAAAAGGGAAAUCUGAUACAAUAUCAGUUGUAAAUGACGAAAAUAAUAGAACGAUUGACUUUGCUAUUUCAACCUCAAUUGUCAAUACAAUUCAGAUGAGUAAAAUUGAGGAAUAUUUACGAUCUGGAUCAUCCAACACUCCCCCAGGUGAAGCAUUUCAAGCAUUGGAUAUUGUUUUGAAAAACCGACCAUUUGCAUUAAGAUUCACUAAUGUUGGAAGAUCAUUUUUCCCAGUACCACGUAUUACACCAGUUGACUUGGGUGAAGGAAUGGAAUUAUGGAAAGGAUUUUUUCAAAGUCCUGUUAUGGGUUGGAAACCUUAUCUUAACAUAGAUGUGGCACAUAAAGGAUUUCCCAAGUAUCAACCGUUAAUAAACUUCAUAACAAAUGAAUUGAAUUGUAAUCUCAAUUCAGAAAUGGAACAAAAAAAUUACAACGCAUUAGCAAGUUAUGUUAAAGGAUUAAAAAUUGAUUUUACGGUUCCAAAUCAACCCAAUACAAAACGUUCAUACAAAGUAGUUGGUCUCCUUGACUCUGCCUCUAGAUUUAGAUUUGAGAUGGAGGAUCCUGUUAGAGGUAAACAAACACUUAAUGUAGUGCAAUACUUCAAAAUUACAAGGAACUAUGUUAUCAAGUAUCCAAAUUUACCUUGUUUACAUGUUGGCAACGUUAACAAGAAAACUGCUAUUCCAAUUGAACUAUGCCAUGUUCAAAAAGGACAAUUGCGUUUGAAAAAAUUAUCUGAAGUUCAAACUGCGGCUAUGGUGAAGAACGCAGCUCGACCUCCUGCAGAACGACGACAAACUAUUGAAAAUUGCAUCAAAGACAUUGCAUACAAUAAAGAUCCUGUUUUGAAAGACUUUGGUAUUGAAGUUAAAGAACAUUUUGCUUCAAUACCAGCAAGAGUUUUGGAUCAACCUUCUUUGGCUUAUGCUCAAAAUAAGGAAACUAAACCGAGAGCUGGUGUUUGGAGACCUGAUAGAUUUUCUAAAGCAGUACAUAUUAACAAAUGGGUUGUAUUGAAUCUAGAUCAACGUACUAAUAUUGCAAGCAUAAAAAACUUUGAAAAAAGUUUGAUGAUGAGUGCUAGAGACUUGAAUGUUGUUAUAAGCCCAAUGGAUCCUGUGAUCAACUGUUUUUUGCCAAGGAGUACUUUGGUUGACAUCAAAACCUCAAUUGGGAGCGUUUUUACAAAGCAAAAAGCUUGCAAUACAGAAUUAAUUGUGGUUGUUAUUCCAGAUUAUCCUGCAGGAAUUUAUGCUUCUGUUAAACAAAAAUCAGAAUUGGAAGUUGGUAUUCUUACACAAUGCAUUAAAUCCAGGACUAUGUUUAAAAUGAAUGCAUCAACAUCUUCCAAUAUUCUACUAAAAAUAAAUUCAAAAUUGAACGGAAUCAAUCAUACUCUUGCCGUCAGAAGCAGCCCACCUAGUAUGGAUGGAGCAAUUAUUUUUGGAGCUGAUGUGACACAUCCAUCUCCUGAACAGACUACUAUUCCAUCAGUUGCUGCUGUAGCAGCCAGUCAUGAUUUUUAUGGAAGUCAAUACAAUAUGGAAUGGCGCUUGCAAUCUCCUAAAGUAGAAAUUAUUCAAGAUCUAGAAGACAUUGUUCAUAUUCAGUUGCUUAAAUAUAAAGAAAGAACAAAAGCUGUGCCAAAAAAAAUAUUUUAUUUUAGAGAUGGUGUAAGCGAAGGCCAAUUUCUACAGUUGUUGGAAUAUGAACUGAUUGCUAUUCGAAGAGCUUGCCUCCGACUCAAUAUUUCCUACAAACCUUCAGUGACAUUUUUGGUUGUACAGAAACGACAUCACACCAGAAUGUUUCCAAAGUUCAAUUAUGAUAUGGAUGGGAAGUUUGCUAAUGUCCCUUCUGGCACAAUUAUAGACACUCAAAUUACCCAUCCAACAGAACUUGAUUUUUAUUUGUGUAGCCAUGCUAGUAUUCAAGGCACAUCCCGACCAACCAAGUAUCAUCUGAUAUGGGAUGACAAUAAUUUCACUGAAGACCAGUUGGAACAACUGACAUUCUACCUCUGCUUUAUGUUUGUACGUUGUACUCGUUCUGUUUCAUAUCCGGCGCCUACAUACUAUGCCCAUUUGGCUGCAUUUAGAGCACGAGCUUAUAUUGAAAACAAAACCAUCAAUCUGAAUAAUUUAGAAGAUGCGCAAACCAGAAAUCAACUGAACCAUUCAUUCACAGUUAAUACACCCAUGUUUUUUGUUUAA
This is a messenger RNA of Macrosiphum euphorbiae (potato aphid), 2859 nucleotides long. Lineage: Eukaryota; Metazoa; Arthropoda; Insecta; Hemiptera; Aphididae. The record is from the annotation of a GenBank genome assembly.